AUGGAAAACAUUGGGAAGUAUACCACCACUGGAGACUGUCUUGUCAUUGAUAUAGAGGAGAACUUGACAUUUGCAGAGGAGAAUACUGUACCAGACAGCAUGAUCCAUGUUUCAAGAACGCCCAAGUUCUCUACUUGUGGGACUAUAAGUUUAGACCCGUCUCCUAUGGAAACCACUGACCAGGACCAGGACUUGAGCUCAGCAGCCAGACACAGAAGACCCAGGUCCCAUUCCUACUACAGCCCAGAGGACGCCAAAAAGCAUGGCGUAGAGACGGCAACAGAUGAGAACUUUGUCAGGCCACGCUCCAGGUCUUUCUAUAGUUACGAGACGUCUGAGCUCCACAGAGAAGGGAACUUUACCAGGUCCAACGCCAUGAGGCCGAGAUCCAACUCCCUGGAGAAGAGUGGGGACGGAAAGACGGAGAAGAGUAGUGCAGAUGGGAAUCAGGGGAUCAUGGCUCGGCUCAACAAGAAAUCCAAGUCCAACACCAACAAACACUUGCCAUGCAGAGAUCUCAAUGGCAGAAGAGGCAGUCUGAAGGGUGUCACCAUGAUGACCAUCUCUGAAUCAGACAACUGGGAGAUCAGCUCCUGCUCUGGCAUGAAGUAUGGCCAGUUUGUGGACUGGGAGAAGAUCGAUCCUGAAUCUUCAGAGCGCUACCAGAGGAUUCUGAAGUCAGACCACCAGGAGCUAAAGACCAUGGGUCGAUCAGGGUUCUGGGCCAUGCCCCAUACACUAAGGGCCAAGGCCUAUUAUCAUAUAAUUCAUGGUAUCAACUGCAGGUCCAUCCAACCGGAUCGAGAUCGUUACCAGGAUGUGGCCAAGAAGCUCUUCGGGGAGCAGAAGAUGAGCACACACCCGUUCCCUGAGUACAUGGAUGAUGGCGUGAUCCCCAGGUACUGCCUCAACGAAGCUGGUCUCAAUUCUGUCAAAAAGGUCCUCCUCUGCAUCGGCAAGCACUUCCCGGACAUCAACUUCUGCCCAAUCCUCCCAGCCUUGGUGGCUCUCCUCCUGCAUUUCAGCGAAGACGAAGCCGAGUGCUUCCACAGCAUCUGCCGCCUUAUCGCCUACAAUGACCCCAACAAGCGUUACAUCGACCAGACAUUCCUCACCUACCGGGCCUCCUGCAUGACCUUCGGCGACUUGGCCAACAAGUACUGCCGCGGCAUCCGCAAGCUCAUCGCCAGCUCCCACCAGAACCUCUUUGAGUUCUACUCUGAUUGGAUCAUGUGGAUCUUUGCCGACCUCCCCUUCACAUACGCUAUCAGGGUCCUGGAUGUCUAUCUUCUGGAGGGUUACAAGGUUCUCUACAGGGUGGCUCUGGCUCUUCUCAGCUUGUACAAGGUCUCGGUUUCGUCUCGUGUCGCCGAUGUGGAGGACUUCAGGCGAGACAUGAAGAGUUUUGUGGAGAACGUUGCUCGUCACUGUACGGUGGAGAAGCUGCUGGAGAGGGCUUUCAGUAUCCAGCUGGCCACGCGGAGGGAGCUCAACCUACUGUUCAACGCUAACAAGGACUCGCUCAUGCAGAAGGGCAUCAGUAUCCACCAGAAGCGGCAGUCGUGCCAGGUAGUGGAUUUUGACAGCUUCAGCUCCAGAGUUGUCACAGGGACAGAGAUGAGGAUUGUCUGGGCCUGGAUCCCUGAACGCUUUGCCCUCUUCAAUCCCAAAAGGCUAUUCAGCACCAACGAACAUGGCCGAAGCCUGGCCUCAUUUUAUUCCCGUGUUGAGGGGCAUGAGCCAGCGAUCUUGCUUCUGAAAACUGUGGAUGAAGAGGUCUGUGGUGCCUUCCUGUCGACAGAUUUGAUUGAGCGGAAAAAGUAUGAUUCAGAAGAACCUGCGUAUUUUGGGACUGGGGAGAGCUUUGUUUUCACGCUUCGUCCAGGCAUGGAGCGCUACCAACGGGCUGUGGUUCACAUUACGGCCAAGAGACAACCUUCUCCAGACCUUCGAGCUGCUCGGGUCUGUGUAUACACUUCCUCUGGUAAAGAGGACUCCUCCUCUACCACACUCUCCACCACCUCUACGACCAACCACACCACCCUGACCUGUCCAUCCGGGACCCUCCAGGACCCCAGCUACCUGACCAUCCCCUUCACCACCUCCCCCGGACCUCUCUCCCCCUCACCCAAGAGGGCCAAGGAACAAGGGGCCUCCAUGUUCAUCGCCGGAGACCACGAAAGGCUAGUCAUUGGUGGCGAUGGGGGUCACGCUCUCUGCCUCCAGGCUGAUCUGGAGGGAGGCUACACGGAGCGAUGUGACACCUUCGAGAGCGCCCCUCUCUGCAAGAGACACUUCAAGAUCCAGUCCCUGGAAGUGUGGGGAAUUCAGAACUCCAUCUCGUUCUCACACUACUUCUCUUACUGUCAUUAAAAGAGGAGGCUGACAUAUGGUUCCCCCUCUUAUAUGAACUGGUUUCUCCUAAUUCCGUUGUCCAUUUGAUUAGACUGUAUUUUCCUUAGUUAUGUGUGUUGAUGACAAUGACCCAUAGGCUAAAUUAACAGGAUUUUUACAGUGCAUUCGGAAAGUAUUCACACCGCUUGACUUUUUCCAUAUUUUGUUACGUUACAGCCUUAUUCUAAAAUCAAUAAAAUAAUUUCCCCCCCUCAUCAAUCUACACACAUAAUGACAGAGCAAAAACAGGUUUUUAGAUAUUUUUGCAAAUUUAUUCCAAAUUAAAAACUGAAAUAUCACAUUUACAAAAGUAUUCACACCCUUUACUCAGUACUUUGUUAAAGCACCUUUGGCAGCGAUUACAGCCUUGAGUUUUCUUGGGUAUGACGCUACAAGCUUGGCACACCUGUAUUUGGUGAGUUUCUCCCAUUCUUCUCUGCAGAUCCUCUCAAGCUCUGU
Salvelinus fontinalis (brook trout) is the source of this 2853-nucleotide messenger RNA. RefSeq names its product TBC1 domain family member 24-like. Bases 1 to 2373 code for a protein of 790 amino acids. Lineage: Eukaryota; Metazoa; Chordata; Actinopteri; Salmoniformes; Salmonidae. The transcript has 8 exons. The record is from RefSeq and is a predicted model, not a curated record.